CAGCUUGCGGCAGUGGCUGCGCGGAGCCGGUCGUGCGCGGUGUGCUGCGGUGAAGGCGAGAACCGGCGGCACCGCUCCCAGCGCAGGGCUCCGGGGGUCUCGGCGCUGUGCUGCGGCCGUAGCGCUCCCCCGAGGCAGGGUACGGAGGCGCGGUGCCGGUGCGCAAAGAGAGCAGGGCGCGCCCGCCUGGCUGCGCGGGCCGGCUCGCCACGGUGCCCUGUGAGAAGCGAGAGGGAGCGGGAGGCGGCGGCCGCGGGGAGGAGGGCGCUGCCAUCGUCCUGCUGCACGGCAAGGCCAGCUUGGCGAGCCUGGCCAUGGCCGCCAUCCGCAAGAAGCUGGUGGUGGUGGGGGACGGUGCCUGUGGCAAGACUUGCCUCCUCAUCGUCUUCAGCAAGGACGAGUUCCCCGAGGUGUACGUGCCCACCGUCUUCGAGAACUACGUGGCGGACAUCGAGGUGGACGGCAAGCAGGUGGAGCUGGCGCUGUGGGACACGGCUGGCCAGGAGGACUAUGACCGCCUGCGUCCCCUUUCCUACCCGGACACCGAUGUCAUCCUCAUGUGCUUCUCUGUGGACAGCCCGGACUCGCUGGAGAACAUCCCGGAGAAGUGGGUGCCCGAGGUGAAGCACUUCUGCCCCAACGUCCCCAUCAUCCUGGUGGCCAACAAGAAGGACCUGCGGAACGACGAGCACGUGCGGAACGAGCUGGCCCGCAUGAAGCAGGAGCCGGUGCGCACCGAGGACGGCCGGGCCAUGGCCAUUCGCAUCCAGGCCUACGAUUACCUGGAGUGCUCGGCCAAGACCAAGGAGGGCGUCCGGGAGGUCUUCGAGACCGCCACCCGGGCGGCCCUGCAGAAGCGCUACGGCACCCAGAACGGCUGCAUCAACUGCUGCAAAGUGCUAUAGGGCGUGUCUGGAGCGCGGCGCUGGGCACAGCGCUGGGUCACCUGUUGGCAGGUGGAGAGCAGCUGGGUUACACACGCACACGGCAUCUGCCUGUCCCCUCCGCUGGGGACCGGCCGCGAUGGGGUGGGGGCGAAGGGGGGGAGCACGCUCCUCGAGCCUUGGCCGAGAAGGGUUGUGCCUGCUCAGCCGUGGGGACAGAGGGAGGGGGGGAUUGCAUGCCCUGAGUGUUGGGAAUAAAGUGGGGAGAAGCCUUCUCCCACCACCGGCCCCCGCGAGUUGGUCGCGGACUGAACAACACAAAGCUGCUGAGACUGGACUGAGCAAACGUUGCACCCGGUUCUGCCCCUUUGCCAACACCUGCUGCUCCCCGCUCCCAGGCAGCCUCUCCUCUCUUUUGCAAGAGGAGGGCGGUGGAGCCGAGAUGCUCGAAGGGACUUCUGCCUCCUGCCUGCAUGUGCCUCCACCCAGGCGAGCUGGGGAAAGGGGCUGCCUCUCCCGGGCUGCCUGCAGCAUCCUCGCUUCUCCCUCACAUGUUUCAGCCUGAGCCUGACCUGCUGUGGAAAUUAGUGCCCUGAAGACCGAGACUGGGAGGGAAGGGGAGGGUCAUCCCGAGCGAAGCCUGUAUAUAUGUUACAUUUUCUGUCUUGUGCAAACUGGGGUAGUGCAGGGGUGCUUAUUUAAAGUGAGGUGGGGAGGGGGUGCCCAGGUGGGACUUGUGUUGUGCAAAGGAACUUGCCCUGAGUGACUGAUGCCUGCUGAUAACAGGAGCCUUGAAGUGACUCCAGCUGCAGAAGCCACCAGGCCAGAAAGUAGAGCUGAACUGUCCUGCUUGCUGGAUAUCCACCUCCUGACAGAUGAGGCAGGAUGAGCAAGGGGAUGGUAUUGCCAUAUUAUGAUCUUGGUGCCUGCUCCUUACUUUAAUGUUGUCUCCUGCGAGUGUGUUGGAUUGGCUUUAUUUAAAUUUUUAUUUUCAAAAGAAGUUACUUUGCACAACUUGGUGGAUUUUUUUUUGAAAUGUUUAAUUUAAACACUGAAUGCACUCAUCAUCUGCAUACAACACUGUAGCAUUGGAAACAUUCUUACUCAGUAACCUCAUCUGGUCUUGUUUAAAACUGAUUUCAACACAAGACAAAAUAAAACCACUGUAUAUUUUUGCCUUGGAGAAAAAAAAUGGGUGAAAGCACUGUUACUUAUGCAGUGAGUACAUCAGACUUUAGUACUAAAGGGCAGUUGAAAGAAUUAAGGUUUAUUUAAAACUUAUUUUCACAAGGUGGUCAACCUGGGUGAAAAUAAUUUUCUGUUUCUCUGGUUCAGAGAACAAAUGUAUCCAUUUAUGUUUGUUUACUUUCCUCCCUCUUCCCUCAAUAGUGGUACUGAGACUGUUUUUAAUAAACUGACAUGGCAAAAACUGAGAUGUAUAUGAUGUUUACAUAAAACUAUAGUGUAUGCAGUUUUUUAUGUAAAGUAUUAAAAGAUUCUAUGCUGACA
Catharus ustulatus (Swainson's thrush) is the source of this 2393-nucleotide messenger RNA. RefSeq names its product ras homolog family member B (gene RHOB). The transcript has a single exon. The record is from RefSeq and is a predicted model, not a curated record. The coding region runs from base 315 to 905 and encodes 196 amino acids. Lineage: Eukaryota; Metazoa; Chordata; Aves; Passeriformes; Turdidae. Gene Ontology annotation, molecular function: GTP binding; GTPase activity. Gene Ontology annotation, biological process: small GTPase-mediated signal transduction.